GUGUUCACGGUCCCUGGACUGUCUGAUGUAAUCUCUGCGAGCAGACGGACGGACGGACGCAGCUUUGCGGCGGUGAAACAGAAACCGACACCGAUUCAACUCCGGGACGAGAUAAACGGAGUGGAAGCAGCAGCUCGAGCAGUUAGACAUCUGAUUUCGAACAUUUUUGGGGUUGAAAGCCUUUUCUUUGGCUCAAUAACCCUCAACACAGCUGCUGCUAAGCUAAGCUAAGCUAACCGGCUAACACCACCGGCUGAACGGUGGACUAUCAUCGGAAUAAAUGGCUCCCGUUUCUUCUUCUCAUCGGGACUCGGCCUCGUGUCACGACUCGAUUGUUUUCAGCCGCAGCUUUUCCUCCAAACUGUCCACGAGAAAGAAGUUCAACCUCCGCUCUCAGCGAGGCGUCGACGCGGCGGAGCGCGCCGGGCUCAUGGCUGACGUUUCCUGGUUCGCCUGUGGCCGCGGAGCUCGGUGUGUGUGAGUCGGUGUACACGACAGAGACCUGGCGUGUUGACUCUGCUGCUAUUCAUAUUUCUAUUUUGCACUUUUCACUCGAGGAACAUGUUUAGGAACACGAGUCACGAGGGACGUUUGUCCGACGCGCGGAGCUCGUCCUCCCCGAGCCCGCUCGGAGUCACCGCCGCCGGCCUAGACAGUCAGGAAAGCUCGUGGAUCGGCCUGCUGUCAGUGGUGUCCAGGCCCGCGUUUUCAUUUCUGCAGAAAUAUCUGCCCGGGGGCGCACCACGACCCCCCGGCCCGUCUGACGGAGCCGCCCGGUGGAUCGGCGUAGGUCUACAGCGCACUUUCGUGGACGAAGAUAGAGACUUUUUGACACAGCUGGACCACGUGAUGUCGCUGACGCCGCACGAGGAUCCACACCUGAGCUACCUGCAGUGUCAGCGGGACGGAUCCGCGGGCCUCCUGGAGCCGGGCGACGGCUCCACGUUGCCAUGGCUGAGCGCAGAUUCUCUGCGGGAAAUAGGGCUCGCGAGUGCAGAGGAGGUGGACCUGAAACUGUGCCGGCGGAGUCAGGUCGGAUAUUUCUCUUCUGCCAGGACUUUUAUCAGCCACGUCCUGUUGAGCGCCACCUCAUCUCAGGCAAUGAAGCCCCAGGGAGAUAAGGACUGGCGGCCCCAGGCCGAGAGCAGUAAAGGAGGGACGUGGUGGGGCAGCUUCUGGGGAGGCGAGCACGCGUCACAGAGAGAGCCGCCGUCCAGUGUGUCCUGGGCCGAGGAGGGGACGGAGGCGGACUUGCUUCGUCCACAACAACCGGAGACCAAAGGCCUCGCUGCGGAAACAACUGACGUGUUUGUCCAGAGCUGCGGCAGAGAAUCGGCGACGCUGGGAGAAAACACUGGACCGGGGGAGCACAAAGAGGAGCCGGUCAACAAUGGAGGCCUCCACACAGUCCAGAACACGGAGGGGUUCACACCAGAGCCCCGGAUCGGCCUGAGCAGUUCAGAAGCUGCCGCCGCCUGCAGUGAGGUGGCACUUCUGACCCCCGAUCAGGACAAUGGUUACUCCAGUCUCGAGGAGGAACACUUCCAGAUGUGCCGCCUGGUGAGGACCCCGAGUGACGAGCAGCAGCAGGAGGCGGAACCGACUGAAAUCUGUGUCCCCGUCAUCGCAGAGAUGGAGGAAGAGUCGUCUGAGGAGAGAGUGUCUGCAUCAGUCAAUGUUGACGAGGAUGAGCCACGACCCUCUGAGCUUCAGGAGGGCGUGUCCGCGGAGGCGACGGAGCUCUCCACCCCCCAGUGUCAAAACAAAGCCAUCGCCUUCAUAAUGGGCUGCCCCUGCAGCGACGAUGACAGCAGCCAAUCAGACGGGGAAUCCAGUGACGAUGACGACGACGGCUUUGAUAGCGAGGGGACAUCUGACAUGUCCGACUCAACCGAUGAAGAUGAUGACGAGGCAUCGGACUCGGACGAAGAGGCCAUCUCUGAAGCAGAUCGCCUCUGGAACUCUCUGUGCCAAAAUCUCGACCCCUACAACCCCCAAAACUUCUCCGCCCAGCUGCACACCGCCAGCACGCCGCCCAGGACCAUCCCCACCGCCACACCACCGUCCUCCGCCCAGUCCACGCCCGCCUCUUCCCCCGCAGCCUCUCCCCCCUCCUCCUCCUCCUCCCCUCCCUCCGGCAGCGACACCUGGGACGACUCAACGUCGGCCAGCGAGGUGGACGAAGCUGAAAGCCUCCAUCUGUUGAGCUCCUUCAGCUUCUCCUCCGACCCCUACAGUCCCUUCAACUUCCAGGCCCAACUCAGGACUCGAGGGCCCGUCAAGGCCGCUGCCAGGGCCAAGAAGACCCCGCAGACUCCCCCCCACUCCCCUCGCCAUAAAGAAGCUUCUCCACCCGUGUACAGGAAGGAGGAGGCGGAGGAGAGACUGGAUAGCGGCUUCUCUGAGCCCUCCUCUUCCUCCUCCUCCUCUUCCUCUUCCUCAGUUCAGAGAUGUGGUUCAACUAAAAAGGUUCGGUUCUGUGAUCAUGUGGAGGAGUUCUUCGCCAGCUGUGGUGAGGAGGAGGAGGAGGAAGACCGGCGCGGCCCCUGGGAGGAGCUGGCCCGGGACCGCUCCCGAUUUCUGCGGCGCUGCCUGGAGGUGGAGCAGAGCAUCGCCUACUGCCUGCAGCCGCAGCACCGCAGCCUGGUGUACGUCCGCCUCGCAGUCCUCCACGUCCAGGACGUGUGAAAAAAAAAAUCUGUCCUUUGCGUCCAGGACGCCCGAGGAGGAUCUGUCCUCCACGUCCUUGGCUGACAGUAUUUGAUCAUGUCUCAAACUGACUAAUUGAAACGCUGCACUUGUUGAUGAAGAGAUAUGAACUGCUGUGACUCCACAGAAACAGAGAGACAGCAGGCGACAGAUCGACAUGCUGAACUCUUUACUGACUUGAGUCUUUCUUUUCCCGAAGCUUAAUCCACUCACUCAACCAGAAUCAGGGAAACUUCUAAUGGAUGGUUCAGUGACGUUCUGAGGUGUCUAGAACUAGAGGUGUGUUUGAAGACACAUGACCGUGUCAUCUUUCUUCCCACAGUAAAAGUGUCUGCAGCAGUAUUUCAUUUCUCAGUAUUUACUUGUCCAUCCGAGAAAAGCUGUUUUGUUCAUCAUGAACAAAGAGAAACUAAAUUCAUGACCCAGAUGAUCAUUAUCGAUUAAUUUGACUUCUGAUCAGUUGUUGUCAUCAUGUCAGAGAGUCUCUGGUCUACACAACGUGACUCCUUCAGAUGUCUCCACUCGUCCAAAACAAAGAUGAGCUGAGUUUGUAAAAGACAAAGGACAUCACUUAUUAUUGAUUAUUGAUCGGUUGUUGAAUGUUCAGGUUGAAUCCGCAGCUUCUAUCCGAGACUCGGCAGUCAAACUGCAGCCGGACUCGAGACUUGUUGAAUCUUUGUGGUGAGCUGCAGCCAAAGUUUUAGUUUUGUCCUGAAGCCAAAGAUGGAGUGUUAACGUCUGACAGAAAGAGGAAGUGUCUCUUUGAUCUGCAUGAAUAGUCAGACUCACUGAUAAUCAUUGAAUACACCCAAUCAGUAUGAUGUUCAUCACUGUGGUAUUAAAAGAAAGAGAGAAAUCCUUGAAACGAUCGUCUCUGUUUAAAUGAACGUCCACAUGACUAAAAACGCAGAAGUCUGUCUUCGCUGACUCAGGACCACCUGUGGGGCCUGGACUCAGGCUACAUCCUUAUUACCACAUUUGGCAUCACUGUCGCUACAGUUACCCCUGGCGUCCACUUCAGAAAAGUAAUGAAAGUGUAAUCUGGAUGUAGCGGCAGGGUUUGUGUGGCCCCUGACUCAAGGUCUUUGUGGCCCUCAGCUCAGUUUAAAAUGAUUUUGACAUUUAAAUCUGGGUUAUUCAGUUGAAAUAUUCAGCCUGUGUUUUAAUUAAUUUUGAUAAUUUAAUAAUGAUCUUUAACCAGUUUUUAAUCUGACACUUCAGACUCAUUCUCCGGUUUUUAAUCUGGUUUAACAAAUAAAUGUAACUGAAACAUCUUCACACUGACCAAAUACAUUUAAUGACAAUUAAAUAUGAAAAUAUGACAAUAUUAAAAAGAGCAAAGGGUCAAACAACGAGAAACGACCUGAUGACUGGGUUUAUCUAUGGGAGUUAAUCAGGUGAUUGUUUUUUAAGCUGUUAUCUGUGUCUGUUGUUUUUUGUCCAAAAUCCAAAGACCUUCAUGAAACUAAAGAUGAGCAGUGAAUGUUCACCAUGAAAUUGGAGCCACAUUUUACCUGUCGAUAUUUAUCAAUAGCUUCAAUGAUUGAAUAUCAGUCGACCCUAGAGGGAAACCUCAUGAAUGAUCUCUCACAGACAGAAGACAUAAAUCGAAGAACUUCUACUUUGAUGGGACAAAGAAGUUAAAUUCGUGGGUAAAUGUUACAAGAUAACCCCUGAAGGUGUUGUCAGUUUCAUCCCCAAGGACAUUUUAUAAUUCUAACUUAUCAAUAAUAUCAAUCAUGACGUCUAACCCCCUUCUAUAGUGACGCCAAAUCAUCUGGAUCGCCCCCUGGUGGCAGGCUGCAGUAUAUAAAUAAAUGGACCAAACUAACAAAAUCAAAGAAGACGUUAAAUAAAUGUUUCCAAAGAUGGUUUCUGUCACUUAAGUAUCAUUCUUAUCACACUGAUGUAUGUUCAAGUGUUCAUGUUUCUGAUCAGUUGGGUUUAAAUUAGUUAUUCGUUGAUAUAAAAACGGGCUGAGAUGUCAUGAUUGACACAGUCUCUAGCCGUCCAUCUUUAUUUACAGUUACUGAUCGUCUUUAUAUAAAGUCAUCGAUUGUCUUUAUUAACACUCAUUGAUCAUGUGGGUUUGGGACAGUGAUGAUGAUUCAGUAAAAAAAGCCUUUUUAAUUUUCUAAUGCUUCCUUUGGUGUAUCAACUCAUUCAUCUUCAUCACAAAGUUCAAUAUGAAUAAAAUCAGUAUUUAAUGAGCUCA
Scophthalmus maximus (turbot) is the source of this 4924-nucleotide messenger RNA. Its product is annotated as protein phosphatase 1 regulatory subunit 15B-like. Gene Ontology annotation, molecular function: protein phosphatase regulator activity. The transcript is spliced from 2 exons. Gene Ontology annotation, biological process: response to endoplasmic reticulum stress. Gene Ontology annotation, cellular component: protein phosphatase type 1 complex; endoplasmic reticulum. The record is from RefSeq and is a predicted model, not a curated record. Lineage: Eukaryota; Metazoa; Chordata; Actinopteri; Pleuronectiformes; Scophthalmidae. Bases 562 to 2688 code for a protein of 708 amino acids.